This is a messenger RNA of Aspergillus calidoustus, 1474 nucleotides long. NCBI's taxonomy places the organism in Eukaryota, Fungi, Ascomycota, Eurotiomycetes, Eurotiales, Aspergillaceae. The record is from the annotation of a GenBank genome assembly.
ACAAGAAUCUGCAUGGACAGGAAUACAACUGGGCAUCUGGCAUCUUUUACAUCGGCUACCUUGCGGCUUCAUAUCCAAUUUCGCUGGGAUUUGUCCGAUUUCCCCUGGGUCGAUACCUCAGCUGUUUGAUGUAUACCACUCUGCUCUGCGUCGUCGUCGUAUUAUCUAACAAGUUCUAGAUUUUGCUGGGGAGUUGUUCUUACCUUACAUGCCGUCGCUGAGAACUAUGCCGGGUUAAUGAUCCUUCGAACCUUCCUCGGUAUUUUUGAGAGUGCAAUCAGCCCUGGGUUCUCGCUCAUCACUGGAAUGUGGUAUACCCCGAAGGAACACAUGUCGCGCCAUUCGAUCUGGUUCGCAGGAAACGCCAGCGCAAGUCUAAUCGGGUCUGGAAUUGCAUAUGGUAUUCUACAUUACACAGGUCCUCUAAGCCAGUGGAAGAUGCUUUUCGUCAUAUUUGGCCUCAUCACUGUUGCAUGGUCCGUACUACUUUGGUUCUUUCUACCUGAUUCUCCCUCCAAUGCCCGAUUCCUCACUCCCACCGAGCGGGAGUUCGCCUCCCUGCGGCCGAAGAAGUUCCAGCACACCACGCAGACCAAGCACUGGGAUCGUGGCCAGUUCAUCGAGGCAUGGAAAGACGUCAAGACCUGGUGGUUCCUGCUCUUCUCGUUUGUUAUUUGCGUGCCGAAUGGUGGUACAACCAGCUUCAACACAUUGAUCAUCAAUAGCUUCGGCUACGACGAGUUUCAAACAAUCCUCAUGGGAAUGCCCGCCUCCGCCUUCCAAUUGACAACCGUCAUCCUCACAGCCCUCUUCACAAGUUACACCCGGAAAUCCCGUCUAAUCGCCAUGGUCGUUAUCUUCGUCAUGGCAAUCGCCGGAAUUCUCAUGGUCAAGCUCCUCCCCGACCACAGAAAACUUCCCCGUCUCGCCGGCUACUGGCUCGUCACAGCCGUCGCCCCAGCAUUCCCACUCAUGAUGUCCCUGUUCGCGAGUAAUAUAGCCGGCUUCACAAAAAAAUCGACCGUUGUCGCCCUGAUCUUUGUGGGAUACUGCGUUGGAAACUUUGUUGGCCCGCAGUUCUUCAAGGACUAUGAGGCGCCCGGGUAUGAGACCGCUUACACCACUAUCCUGACUUGCUUUGCGAUAGCUAUUUUCAUGGCUGCUGGGUUUCGAGCGUACCUUGCCUGGACGAAUAGUAGUCGUGACAAAGCUCAGGGUGUUUACAUUGAUCCUGAGGAGACGCGGAAGAUCGAUCUCCGCGCGGAUGAGGGUCUAGAUCAAGUGGAUGAGACGGAUAUUCAGAACUUGAGCUUUAGGUACAUCUUGUAGAUGGUAUUUGAACCGGCCUAUGGUGAUCUUGCGCAUUAGGCAAUCAGGCGACUACAACGUUUGUUAUGCAUUUUUCACGCGGAAAAUAUACUAUAGUGGAUGAAAUAGAAUGUCUCUUUCUCCAAAACACCUGUACUAUUCAAAC